AUGUCGGGCCUCAAACCUCUUGUUCUCCUGACCGGACCCAAUGGGUUCGUCGGAGCUCAUGUCCUCUCAACACUCAUCGGCCACCAAUAUCGUGUCCGGGGCACCUUGCGCUCCCUUUCCAAAUCCCGCUUCAUCGCCGACAAAUAUCCCGAAGCCAUCAAGUCGGGUGACCUUACCUUUGUUGAAGUGCCGGACAUCCAAGCUCCCGGCGCGUUGGACGGCGCGGUUGAAGGAGUCGACUAUAUCUGUCACGUCGCCAGCCCCUAUUUUACGUCUUCCACCGACCCGAUCAAGGAGCUGGUGGAGCCGGCCGUCAACGGUACUCGAAAUGUAGUGUCUUCGGCGUUGAAGUCCACGACACUGAAGAGGCUGACCAUCAUGAGCUCUUUCGCUAGCGUGGUGGAUCUUUCCAAGAAUCCACGACCGGGUUACAAGUACACCUCAGACGAUUGGGAUCCGGUCACUAUGGAGGAAGCGGCAAAAGAUGGAUUUUACGGCUAUCACGCUUCCAAGACCUUUGCUGAACGAGCAGCGUGGGACAUGUGGCGAAGCGCAAGAGAGAAGGGCGAGAUCACAUGGGAUCUGGUGACUUUCUGUCCGCCAAUGGUUUAUGGACCUCCGAUCCAGGAGGUAAACGUUGCGAAAGGAAUCGAUGGUUUGAACACGAGCAUCAAGAGGCUUGUCACUUCAAUCCAGGGCAAGGACCCAAGCUUUGCGCCAAAGGUCGCAACCCCAGGGCUGCCUGCGUGGGUGGACGUGAGAGAUGUGGCGGAAGCGCAUUUGAGAGGUUUGCAGUUGGAGAAGGGUGUGAGUGAGAGGUUCCUUCUCUGUGGAGGAGUCAACUACUUUGAGGACGGGCUGGCUGGACUAAGGGCGAAAGGAGAGAAAGGCCUGGGAGAGGAAGGGGCACAUUGCGAUUCGCGAAACCAUUUCAGCAUCGACAGAAGCAAAGCAGAGCAUGUGCUGGAUCUGAAGUUUACGCCAUUUCAGAAUACGGUCGAGGAUUCGUGGGAGGCUGUCAAGAAGCUGGGCCUGCUUUGA
Molecule: messenger RNA, 1041 nt
Organism: Fonsecaea nubica
Lineage: Eukaryota; Fungi; Ascomycota; Eurotiomycetes; Chaetothyriales; Herpotrichiellaceae
Exons: 1
Coding region: 1-1041 (346 amino acids)
Molecular function (GO): oxidoreductase activity, acting on the CH-OH group of donors, NAD or NADP as acceptor
Source: RefSeq, a predicted model, not a curated record